Molecule: messenger RNA, 2624 nt
Organism: Cornus florida
Lineage: Eukaryota; Viridiplantae; Streptophyta; Magnoliopsida; Cornales; Cornaceae
Product: calmodulin-binding protein 60 B
Exons: 9
Coding region: 308-2248 (646 amino acids)
Biological process (GO): regulation of salicylic acid biosynthetic process
Cellular component (GO): nucleus
Molecular function (GO): sequence-specific DNA binding; DNA-binding transcription factor activity; calmodulin binding
Source: RefSeq, a predicted model, not a curated record
UCAGCGUAUUUUCGUACUUCGCAGAGAACCCACGCAAGCGCAAGCCCAUAUGACUCGCCACUGUCGCACACAUUAGAUAUAUAUCCGUCUGUAUAUGUCUAUUUAUUUAAUCUAUCACUAUAUACUCGAUUUUCCGAAAUUCGCAACUAAACCACCAACUCGUUCCAGAUCUGUGAAGGUGAAUGGUGUGUGAUUCUUAGGGUUUUUGAAUUUGGUCGGAAAUUGGAGUGAAUUUGUGGUGUUACAGGUCUCCGUAUUCUAGGGUUUUGGAAGUGAAAGUAAAUGCAGACUUGGGUUUGUGAAGAUAAUGAGCUCUAUGGGUAGAGGGAAACGGACUUUGGAGGGUGAAGAUGAACAGCCGGAGCGGAAACGGCCGGCUUUAGCCAGUGUAAUUGUUGAAGCCCUGAAGGUGGACAGUUUGCAGAAGCUUUGCUCUUCCUUGGAACCUAUUCUUCGCAGAGUUGUAAGUGAAGAAGUGGAACGUGCUUUGGCAAAGUUAGGUCCUGCUAGAGUUAAUGGAAGAUUGUCCCCUAAACGAAUUGAAGGGCAGGAUGGAAGAAACUUGCAGUUGCAGUUCAGGUGCAGGUUGUCUAUGCCUCUCUUCACAGGUGGGAAAGUAGAAGGGGAGCAGGGUGCUGCAAUCCAUAUCGUUUUGGUCGAUGCAAACAAGGGCCAUGUUGUAACAACUGGACCCGAAUCCUCUGUAAAGCUCGAUGUUGUUGUACUGGAAGGUGACUUUAAUAAUGAAAAUGAUGAAGACUGGAUGCAGGAAGAAUUUGAAAGCCAUGUUGUGAAAGAGCGUGAUGGAAAGAGACCACUUUUGAAUGGGGACUUGCAGGUGACUCUUAAAGAAGGCGUAGGGACGCUAGGAGAGCUGACAUUUACAGAUAACUCAAGUUGGAUAAGGAGCAGGAAGUUCAGGCUUGGUGUGAAGGUUGCCUUGGGAUUUUGUGCUGGCAUACGCAUACGAGAGGCAAAGACAGAAGCCUUCACUGUUAAAGACCACAGAGGAGAAUUAUACAAGAAACACUAUCCACCUGCUUUAACUGAUGAAGUGUGGAGGUUGGAAAAGAUUGGUAAGGAUGGCUCAUUCCACAAGAGGCUAAAUUCUGAACAGAUAAGCACGGUUGAAGAUUUCCUUAAACUUCUAGUCAAAGACUCUCAGAAGUUACGGACAAUCCUUGGAAGUGGCAUGUCGAAUAGGAUGUGGGAGGCUCUCAUAGACCAUGCGAAGACUUGUUCCUUGAGUGGGAAGCUUUAUGUAUAUUACACUAAUGAAACAAGAAAUGUAGGUGUUGUUUUUAACAAUAUCUAUCAGCUGAGUGGCCUUAUAUCUGGUGAACAAUAUUACUCGGCUGAUUCUCUUUCUGACAGCCAGAAGGUAUUCGUGGAUUCCUUGUUGAAGAAAGCAUAUGAUAAUUGGGACCAAGUUGUAGUGUAUGAUAGCAAGUCACUAUUAAGCUUCAAGCAAAGUAAGAUGUCGAGUGCAUCUGGAAAUGAAAUUUCAAUGGGCCAGAUGUCGAGUGCAUCUGGAAAUGGACUUCCAAUGGACGUGAUUAACUAUCCUUCUUCUUUAGAUAAUCAACUUCUCCCACCACAUUUGCCAGUUGCAGUUCUUUCUGAGCGGCCUUCGAUGGAUGCAAAUCUACUAAUUGGAGCUUCAGGUUAUAAUGACAAUAUGGCGAUUGAAUACUCAAAACAUUCUCAGCUAGUGAAUUCCAGUUCUGGCACACAGUUUGACAACACUCCAUUUGGUUUGCAAGACCUGCAUAUCAGCAAUUCUCGCCAAAAUGAAAGUACAAGAUAUGGUGACAAGGUUGGACUGGCUCUUGGUCCUCCACAAUCAUCGUCAUUCCAGGGAACUAGCUCAUCUGUUCAUCAAUCCAGUGUUGAUCCCUUUGAUGACUGGUCUAACAACCAGGACAAGGGUGUGGAUGACUUCUUGUCAGAGGAGAUUCGCAAUAGAAGUCAUGAGAUGCUUGAGAACGAAGAUAUGCAGCAUUUGCUUCGACUCUUCAGCAUGGGAGGCCAUGCCUCUGUUAAUGUUCCAGAAGAUGGGUACAAUUUCUCAUCAUACGUGGAAUCACCAUCACCAUUACCAAGCUUCGGCUAUGACGAAGAUCGCACCCGUUCUGGCAAAGCUGUCGUGGGUUGGCUCAAAAUCAAAGCAGCUAUGAGGUGGGGCUUCUUUAUUAGGAAGAAGGCAGCAGAGAGGCGAGCACAGAUUGUAGAAUUAGAGGAUGAAUAGAAUUAGCUGUGAAAAUGGUGUUUGACCUUGGACGUGAGUAUUUAUUUGGGCUGCAAUUACGAUUCUGAUAAUUGGUGAAACUCAUCGGUGCAAGCAACAACUUUAGGUUUCAGGAAUUCAUAGAAAUUAUUAGCCCAGACUUUGAAGGUCUCUGUUUGUGUUACAGAUAUCAGAGAUUUCCUUCUUGUACAGUUUCCUGUAUAGUAAUUUGUCCAACACUCUCCUGUUAUUUACUUAUUUGGUGUGCUUCUGUCAUCUUUCUACAUCUGGUUUGUCAAUGACAUGUAUUUCAGGACCCAACGCUAAUUCUCUUUAAUGAUGUUGAUGAUUGAAAUUUAGGGUAACUUUUAUGAUAUUUUAGACAUGCCUACUAUAA